Molecule: messenger RNA, 1348 nt
Organism: Phacochoerus africanus (Common warthog)
Lineage: Eukaryota; Metazoa; Chordata; Mammalia; Artiodactyla; Suidae
Gene: FETUB
Product: fetuin B
Exons: 7
Coding region: 94-1230 (378 amino acids)
Biological process (GO): binding of sperm to zona pellucida; negative regulation of endopeptidase activity
Cellular component (GO): extracellular region
Molecular function (GO): metalloendopeptidase inhibitor activity; cysteine-type endopeptidase inhibitor activity
Source: RefSeq, a predicted model, not a curated record
ACAAGCCUGCUUAAAUUGCUCUUGCAGAGCCCUGUAAGUAGCUGUCCUUGUGGCUCCACAUACUGACCCCUGCCUGGCCUCACUCCCCACAGGAUGGGUCUGCUCCUCCCGCUGGUGCUCUACGCCCUGGUCGUGGGCUGCGGGGCUACAUCUCCACCCCAGCCGCUGCCCCCUAGAUCCUCGCUUCUCCUCUCCCAUGCCUGCAACAGCUCUUAUGUGCUGGAUGUUGUGAACCUCGUCCUGCAGGAGAUCAACAGGAACCAGAAGGACGGCUACGUGCUGAGCCCCAACCGAGUGAGCGAUGUCCGCGAACACAGACAGGCAAGUGGCCUGGGAUCUCUGUUCUAUCUCACGCUGGACGUGGUAGAGUCUAGCUGCCAUGUGCUCAGUAAGAUGUCAUGGAAGGACUGUGGGCUGACGCCAUUCCAUGAAUCGGAAUAUGGUCAAUGCAAAGCAAUAUUUUACAUCAAUAAGGCAAGAAGAAUUCACUAUUUACCUGCUUAUAACUGUAUUCUUCGCCCAGUUUCUCCUGGACAGAUUGUCACGCUAUGCCCUGACUGCCCCACCCCGGUGAACAUGUCAGAUACCAAAGUCUUGGAAGCUGCCACCAAGUCUCUCGAAGAGUUCAAUAAAAGGAGAACCUCAAAGAAGUAUUCACUGGUCAAAGUUACCAGGGCUCUCUUUCAGUGGGUGUUUGGCCCUGCCUACUUUGUGGAAUAUUUAAUCAAAGAGUCACCGUGUACCAAAUCUCAGGCUAGCAGCUGCGCACUCCAGCCCCCUAACCCUGAGCCUGUUGGUAUUUGCAGUGGUUCUCGGAGUGAAAGAGGCCCUGAAAAGUUUGUCUCCGUGAGGUGUAGCUUCUUUAAAUCACAGGCUCCCACCCCUGGAGGUGCAUACUCUACUGCUAGCCGAGGUGACCCCACCAAGGUGGAAGAGCCCCAGCAGGAAAGCACAGCCUCUGCCAAGCCUGUGCCAAACGGAUCUGUCCAGCACCUUCCCGGAUUGGGUGAUAAGCCUAAAGGUUCCCCGGAAACAGGCCCUGAGGAGGCCUUCCCUGUACGGGUGGAUCUAACUUCGAAUCCUCAAGGAGAACCGCUGGAUGUCUCCUUCCUCUUCCCAGAGCCUGUGGAGAAGGACCUGGUUGUUCUGCCUUUCCCCUCAAAAGAAUGGCGCUCUGCUGAAUGCCCAGGACCAGCUCGGGUUUCCAACCCUCUUGUUCUCCCGCCAUGAAAAUGAAGUAGGGGAUUCCUGGGAACACAGGGCCCUGCAGAAGAUGAGGGGUGGUGGAGAAGAGGGAUGGAGAGUUCAAACAGAGAGAGGGCUAAUAAAGUGCAUCUUUUUGACUCUU